AUGGCCGAGAUCCGCCGGAAGCUUGUCAUUGUUGGCGACGGUGCCUGCGGCAAAACCUGCUUGUUGAUUGUCUUCUCCAAGGGAACCUUCCCUGAGGUCUACGUCCCCACCGUCUUUGAGAACUAUGUAGCCGAUGUCGAGGUUGAUGGCAAGCACGUCGAGCUGGCCCUAUGGGAUACGGCUGGUCAGGAAGAUUACGACCGUCUCCGCCCUCUGUCCUACCCCGAUUCUCACGUUAUCCUGAUCUGCUUCGCUGUUGACUCCCCUGACUCUCUCGACAACGUUCAGGAGAAGUGGAUCUCUGAGGUUCUGCACUUCUGCCAGGGCCUGCCCAUCAUCCUCGUCGGCUGCAAGAAGGAUUUGCGAUACGACCAGAAGACCAUUGAGGAGCUCCGCAAGACCAGCCAAAAGCCCGUCUCCCCCGAGGAGGGUGAGGAGGUCCGUAAGAAGAUCAUGGCCUACAAGUACCUCGAGUGCUCUGCCAAGAGCAACGAUGGUGUCCGCGAAGUCUUCGAGCACGCCACCCGUGCCGCUCUCAUGGCACGUGGCGGUAAGCCCGGCAAGAGCCACAAGAAGUGCCUUGUUCUCUAA
Clonostachys rhizophaga is the source of this 591-nucleotide messenger RNA. Lineage: Eukaryota; Fungi; Ascomycota; Sordariomycetes; Hypocreales; Bionectriaceae. The record is from the annotation of a GenBank genome assembly.